AUGGCGGAAACAUUUGGAGUGGAAGAAGCUGUUGAGUGUAUUUUUAGGGCAGAUGAGUCAGGCGAGGAACAAAAAAGUGAUGCAGACAUCGGAUGCCGGGAACAAAUAAGCAAAUCUGAACCAAACGGAAUUGGAAUAGAAAAAAUUCUUCAAACUACCUAUAUAAACGCGGCUUGUGUACUUAAACACGAGUCCCAACUGUGGCUGGCCGCUAUCCACAGACGGCUCGCUGGGAGAAGAAGUGUGAGACAUCCAUAUUAUGCAGAAUUUUAUCGCGACAUUCCAGUUGACCUUUUUACUGCACUGUCUCACUCCAUCAAAGUUUCAAACGAUCCAAAAUUAGGGGAACCUAUGUGCUAUAUUAAAGGAAACAGCAAAGGUGAAGUGGUUUCUUUAACAGACAUCCAGUCCCUAAUCUAUUUGCUAACAUUGUUGUCUGGCAAGCAGCAAGAAGAUGUGGCCUUUUAUUUGAAAAGAACGCUCGGGGGAGCACGGAAAAAUCACAAAACAAAG
Molecule: messenger RNA, 513 nt
Organism: Paramuricea clavata
Lineage: Eukaryota; Metazoa; Cnidaria; Anthozoa; Malacalcyonacea; Plexauridae
Source: the annotation of a GenBank genome assembly